Vitis riparia (riverbank grape) is the source of this 2386-nucleotide messenger RNA. Its product is annotated as DNA ligase 1. Gene Ontology annotation, molecular function: histone binding; DNA binding. The record is from RefSeq and is a predicted model, not a curated record. The transcript is spliced from 12 exons. Lineage: Eukaryota; Viridiplantae; Streptophyta; Magnoliopsida; Vitales; Vitaceae. The coding region runs from base 184 to 1977 and encodes 597 amino acids. Gene Ontology annotation, biological process: chromatin organization; regulation of double-strand break repair. Gene Ontology annotation, cellular component: nucleus.
GAAAAAAUUUCCCCCUUUUCUCCCGUUAGAGGGAAAACGCGAGAAAAUCACUGAGAAAAUUGAACUCCAAAAAUUUUCCAGUCGAAACUCUGAAUCUUCGAAUCUGCUGUAAACUCUCUCUGUUGAAGAAUAAAGACUUGUUAUGUGGUAAAAGGUCUGCAUUUACUUUGAAUUUGGUGAAUUAUGGGUGACGAGACCGAAGUUGUGGCGGCAGCAGAGAAUGGAACUACUCUGCCGGAGAAAAUGGAAUCCGUUAUGGAGAAGAAAGAGGAAGAAAAUAAUGGAGUGAAAGAAAUGGAAGAAGACAGCAAAGGUGAUGAGAAAGUUGAGACUGAGGCGGUUGAAGCUGAGAAAAUGGAUGAAGACCUAGCGGCCAAGGAAGAGAAGGAAAACAAAGAACUAGAAGAAAAAGAGGAACCCAAAACUGAGGUGAUGGAAGAGGAUAAUGUGUCCAAAGAAAAUGAAGCAAGUGAAGAGAAGGUAGAGAGCAAAGAGAAUGUGGAAGAGAAGGUUGAUGGUUCUAAGGAAAAAGAGAAGGGAGGAGAGAUAAAGGAUGGGAAAGGGCCAAGGAAGCGAGGAAAAGGGAGGAGCAGUGGAGAGAGAGUCAAAGAUAAGGUGAAGGAAGUGGAAGAAAAAAAGGUGAAGGAACCAAGGACUCCUGCAGCUUCCACUAUUGCACGACCUGUACGGGAGCGGAAAUCUGUUGAAAGGCUCGUGGCAUCCAUUGAAAGAGACUCAACAAAGGAAUUUCAUAUUGAAAAGGGUCGUGGGACUGCACUGAAAGAUAUACCUAAUGUGGCAUACAAAUUGUCGAAAAGGAAGAGCGAUGACACUUUUAAAUUGCUUCAUACCAUUCUCUUUGGAAGGAGAGGAAAGGCGUUUCAGGUUAAGAAUAAUAUAUCCCGGUUUUCUGGCUUUGUGUGGCAUGAGAACGAGGAAAAACAAAAGAUUAAAGUAAAAGAGAAAUUUGACAAGUGCGUUAAAGAGAAGCUGUUGGAGUUCUGUGAUGUUCUUGACAUAUCAAUUGCCAAAACUACAACAAGGAAGGAAGAUAUCGUUACAAAGCUGAUAGAAUUUUUGGUGGCUCCUCAUGCUACAACUACUGUGUUACUUGCAGAAAAAGAGCAGUCAAUUAAGGGCAAAAAGCGCAAGAGGGUGGUCAAACGGAAUUCAUCUAUGUCUGGGAGCACAUCUUCAAAACGUUCAGCGAAGAGUCGAAGAAAGACUGAGGAUACUGAUACAAUGGAGGAGAAAAAGAGUAUACAUGACUCUGAAGAUGAUUCAGAAGAAGAGGAUGACAAAAAUGAAGAGGAGGAAAAUGAGAAUGGUAUUCCUGAAAGAUCUGAGGAUGAGAUAUCUGAGCGUUCUGAAAGUGAGGAAAAAGGAAAUGAAUCAGAAGAUGAGUCUGAAGAAGAAAUAGUAAAACGCAAACGAGAUUCAAAGAAAACACCCGUGAAGAAGGAAUCCGCAGGAAAAGCUAAAACCAAGAAAACACCAACACCAAAGAAAUCAAUCUCUCCACCAAAAAGGUCUAAGAAAUUAUCAUCAAACCGCUCUAAGGCUGAUGAUGACAGUGAUACAAGUCCAAAGGUGUUUUCAAGAAAGAAGAAAAAUGAGGUAGCUAAAGGAAGGUCUUCGACUCCAAAGAAAUCUGUCUCCAAGGAAAAACCUGGGAAAAAGGCGGUGAAAGGGAAGGACAAGCCCAAAGAAGAUAAAUCGAGUCCAAGUGAUGACGAAUUAAGAAAUGCAAUAUGUGAAAUACUUAAAGAAGUUGACUUCAAUACGGCUACAUUUACCGACAUUCUGAAGCAACUUGCUCGGCAGUUUGAAACGGAUCUUACUGCCAGAAAGUCAUCCAUAAAGCUCAUCAUCCAGGAAGAGCUUACAAAGCUAGCUGAUGAGGUUGACGAUGAAGAUGAAGAAGGUGAUGCUGAGAAAGAUGAAGCCCAGCCUGCCAGCCAAGAGGUGGAGGCCUGACCACCUAGAUAGCGCAAGGCAUAUGAAAAAUGGUAUACCUAAUUAGGUCUGUCAUUGCCCUUCACCUCUUUUCAAAUUCUGUUUGUGCACCCAUGUACUGUUUAGUUAUCUCUUGAGUACAUCCAGCUGUAACUUAUUCUAGUGUUUUAUUUCCUGGCAACAGACUAGUGUUGGUUAGAAAGUAGUGGAGGUUGAACUGCCCGAGCUAUGCUGCAGUUUUGCAGCCUGUUAUGUACACAUUAACAUCAUAAAAUCUUUAGGAAUUUUUCUCUCUUUAAUUUAACCGACUUAAAAGGGAUAGAUGUUUCAGUUUUGUUUCAGAUAUAGUCCGGUAUUUAUAUGCCAUACUUUUUUGAGUCAUGUAUAAUUUGAAUCUUGGGUGUAUGAUUUUCCUUUGGACGGUUACUGA